AUGUAUGCAACCACUCGAGGCGGCCUGAGGGAUUUAUUGCAUCCAUACUACAUCGUGAACAUAUUUCUAAGCCUUCUGUACGUCUCCACGAAGACACUGCCAUUUAUUUGCGAUUUAAUGUAUGAACAUUGCGAAAUCGACUUUCAGGAGUACGAAAUGCUCAUAUGUCUUGCAGCUUUUGUAACCUUGCGCAACAAAAGGCAAUUUUCAAUCCCCGAUUACGUAGCUCACUUUUGCAUGUUUGCAAAAGUUUGUAACCUCCUCAUGUUCUGGAAGCAGGGCUUGACAUACGCGACGGUGUAUGGCGUAUUCUGGUUGUUUCAAGCCUAUUUUCUCUUUCAACCUGUCUACAGCGGUCCGGAGUCCGUUUAUUAUUUCAGGGAAGCGACGUUUGCCGAGGUCGUUGAACGCGGUGAUCCCCGUGUAACUUGGAUAGUCGCUUUCUACACAGUUUGGUCUCCUGCAUGCAACGCACUAGCACCCAUAUUCUCUGAGCUCUCGCAUUCCUACUCAGGUUUUUCAGGCCUACGGUUCGGUAAAGUAGACAUUACACGUUGCCCCGAUCUCGCGCGUCGCUUCGGCAUUGACGCCUCCACGUGGUCCAAACAGAUACCCACCAUUAUCGUCUUUCGUGGGGGAAAGGAAAUCGACCGGAGACCGGGCCUUAGCGUUAAGACCAAGAAGGUGUACAAAUUCAACUUUACUUGGGACAACAUUAUUUCUGCCUUUUCGCUUAACGAUCUAUAUGCUCACUGCAAAUCUCAAGACGCCCAGAUUAAGCGCUCGAAGGAGGGAUUGGAUAAGGAGAAGGCCAGAAUAGAAGAGAGUAAAAAAGAGAAGUGA
Messenger RNA from Mesocestoides corti, 843 nucleotides. The record is from the annotation of a GenBank genome assembly. NCBI's taxonomy places the organism in Eukaryota, Metazoa, Platyhelminthes, Cestoda, Cyclophyllidea, Mesocestoididae.